AUGAGACCAUCUCACAAGCCCGUGGGUGGUUUGCCCAACGCAGCUCGGGCGAGACAUGCCCACGCCUCUGGCGAUUCGACGGCCAACAGCUCACGCAGUACUACAGAGUACUCCCCAUCCUCGUCCCGCCCACCAAGUCUCUCUCUAUCAAGCUCAAGAGAUUCGGAGUUUGGCCACGUCGAUUCGCCGAUCACGCCUCUGCGUCCCAUUGGACCUCAUGCUCCGCCUCCUCCGCCCAUCAGGAAAGACGCAGUCACUGCGCCUCACUCUUUCCUGCUAGCACCUCCUUCUACAGAGGUCUUUCCGCAAGGGACAACGGGAACAAAUGAAACUCGCGCAGCCUCGCCUGUACCCAGCUCAUCAUCUGGUGGCGAGGUCAAGGGAAAAUUCAGUCGCUUAAGACAUGCAGCUAGCGCGUCCAACAUCGGACGUAGCUUCGGCAAGAAGGGCAAGGCGGCAGCGGUGGACUUUGAUGUCAGUGAGGCGCGAUCAGCAGCCAAAGGCAGCUUCAGCGAUCGCAACGCGUCGUCUUUCGCCCGGACGAUCAGCCAACCAGCCAGAGCGCCUUCGCCAAGCGGCUUCAGCAUGAGCAGUCGCGACGAUGCAAUGAGCGCCAAGGACGUGGGCAAAGGGAGCUUACUCGGCCACGAAGCGUCGGACUACGGCCGCGCGAACAGUCCAGCUUGGCGGGAGUACGACGAUGACGAAGAGGAAGUAGGAAAGAAGAGCAAAGCGGGAAAGAUUUGGGGUCAGCUCUUCAGCAAACAGAGCCAGCAGGGCUCUGUAUGGACCUCAAAUUCCUCCACUGACGGCGCGUCUCAGCUAUCAGGUUCUGGAAAAUCUUCCCACAAUGGCACAUUGAGGAAGGCGGACCGACUGCUCGGGCUGGGAGAACAGGAGCGUCUUCGACAGGACCAGACCAGUAGUCCAGAGCCACGUGAAGGGGAACGCCUCCGGGCGCUCAACAAAACACCGCAGCCGCGUGCAGACUUCAUUCCGGACGUCCUCGCAGAGUAUUCCGCGGACUGGCGGCCACCUUAUCGUCAAUCUACCUCCUCCCGCCCCUUCACUCCCGGACAUCAAAGACAGCAAGGCAGCAGGGGAAGCAGUCAGAGCAACAUGACGUCUUCUUCCGUGAGCUCCUCCUCUUCGCAAGCCAGAAGACUUAAUCACAACCACAACAUUUCGACCUCUUCCCACGAUAGCUUCGGUACAUCGACUACAUCGGAAUCGCGCAUCUCAGAUCAGGCCCCUGUCUUGGAUCACCCUCUCGUCCUGGCAGGAAGAGACCUGUCAGAUGACAUCGAGGCGAUGCUCCGAUCGCAACGAGAUUCUGUCCAGGAUCUUGAGGCCCUGCUAAAUGCUCACCGUCAUAUCACGAAGAAGAGGGCGAGUCAACUUCCUCAGAGAAGAAGCAGAGACAAAGCGUCCAUUGCGUCCCAUUCAGUCCCUGCCUUGCCAGGAUCUUCCUCGACCUCUCCGGCUUCCCUGCAUGCGCAGGCACUUCCCUCCCCGCCAGAGUCACUGACUUUCUUGCCGACCCAUAGAGGCGGAGGGCGUAUCGGACAGUCCAGCCUGUCUUCGGCAGUGACGGACUGGUCGACCUCUUCGUAUAGCCAAUCGACAUCUUUCAGCUCCAACAUCACCCCAGAUAUCCGCACGACAACAGAUCGAGCGGGCAAUGCGUCUACACGGCCUCCAUUCAUUACUGCUAAGUCUGAGCUGCGCAAGGGCUCAACGAGUUCCAUCGACAUGUCGCGAUUGUUGUCCGAGCCUGCCCCGCCCACCAAUGGCAAGCUGACGCCUGAUCAGUUUCAAGACGCCACGGAAGAAGCUCGCAGCCAAGGAAGUCUGCCGGCCGGAAAUGGGCGAGGCACACAUCCACGCGAGGAGGUCGACGUGACUGCAAUCGCCCUCCCUCCGACGUCUUCGAAAGGUGGACCCGCUACGAGGAGCGCUAUUACCAGCGAUGCGCUGUACACAUUGCCCGCUUUCCAGAGAGUCACGUCCCAGGCAGUCUUAGACCCUGGAGUGGGGGACGCGCGUGACGAGAAGCUGUCGAGAAAGGAGAGUCCUGCAGAAAUGUCAGCUGCACCCGCGACGCUCCCUCUUCAGGCACGAGCAGCGCAGACGCUGGCUUCGCUCCCUCCGUUGGCUUCCCUGCUGGAGGCUUGCCUCGUGGCCAGUGGCAACAACAGCAAGGCAGCGAAGAACCCUUGGUAUGGCUUCCAACAGCAGCAGCCUGAUCUGCUGACAAGCAGCACUCCGAAAGACCAGCUGCCAACUACUUGGGCAGCCUAUAUGCAGCUGUAUGCCCAAGGAGAUCUGGAUCUGACAGAUCCUCCGCGACCUGUGAGUGCGCCUGUCAUUCGUAAAAGUAGUAUGCGCUCUGGCCCAAAUCCGGCAAUGGAUCGCUUCGGGCCGACAAUCGAGCUCCCUUCGAACAACGGAGGUAAGACGCCGGGUACUGGACUGGACUUCAAAUUCCCAUUGCCGCCUAACAGGCAGGGAGUAUCCGUGGCUGGCGGUACUCAAGGCACGGGCGCAAACUUCAUGAAGAUGCUCAAAGGUCAGCGCAAAGGAACCGGCUCUGGCGACGCUACUGCUUCUGGUCGUUCGACACCGGCUUUGAGCAGAGUAGGCUCUGCUGCCGAAGGCGAAGGACUAGAGGCUUACCUCCGGGACGGAGACUUGCUCGAAGCGGUGGAAGCGGCUGCUGGCGGAGGAGUUGGUGACUUGAAGGCGGCGCGUCCGCCGUACGAGACAAAGCGGCAACAGGCUACUAUGCUGUAUCUCUCUGCUUUGGGUUUCCUCGAUUCUCGAGGCAGGAGAGGCAGUGAUCCUUUCGGUCGUCAGGACUCUGUUCAGCAAGCGUCACAAGCCUAUCGCAAUGCCCGGCUGAUCAGCAUCGUGGAGCAGAUUGCUGGCCUGCUGAACACUGCAGAGGCAUCAAUCCAGCUCAUCUCGGAUGACGAGGUCCUUCUGCUGGCUCACACUGGGCAGAUGAUCACCUCACAUGAUGACAUUACGCGGACUCCAAGGCCGAACACUGAAGGGCGCAGUCGUGGAGGAGCUGGGGCGUUGGGGGUCAAUCUGUUUGAUGGGUCAGACAGCAGGCGAAAUUCUGUCGCCGACCCAGCAAAUCUGCGAGACGACUCUCUGGAUGCACAUGCCAUCCUGAGCCGACGCGGAGCUCCUGUCGUGUUGCCGCACAUUCAAGGCGACUGGAGAUUCUCGCAGCGCGAUCGGGUCAGCGGUGCGAGUAGUUCGGCCGCUUUCUGGGGUGCCGCUUCUAUCCUUUCGAGCGAUGGCAUGCCCGUCGGCACGAUCAGCGUAUACGACUUCCUGCCUCGCCGAGAAGGCUUAAGCAAGGACGAGAAAGCUCAAUUGGCAGAGGCUGCGAAGGAGGCGGGGCUCGAACUGGAGAGGAUCCGCCGCGUCGCCCUGGGUAACAGGCUGGCUCUAUUCGACGAGAGUCUCCUCUCGUGGUCGAUGUCCGACCACCGCGAGACCUCCUCACACGAGCAGGCGGUUGCCAGUACGUUCGGCAAGAGCCAGGGUCUCCUGGUCCCUCCGGGAUCGAUUGAUCCCGGAGCCCUCUCUGCUCUGCCUUUGCAGCCUCCAAGUCCAAACGGCUCCCUCGCUCAGCGUAGAGGCGUCAAAGCACCUCGAAGUCUCGAUGUUGUGGGCGUGGGCCCAGCGUCUCCGCGUAGUGCUAGCCUUCACCCACAGAUGGCGACGUUCCAGGCAGCUCUUCGGACCAUUGCUUCUGCUCUAGGCAUGGACCUGGCAUACAUCGCCCAAGUCGGACUGCGGCGUGCCCCUACUUCGCCCGAGAUGUCAGAGAGCAUGGAGUGCACGACAAUCGCGCGGUAUGAUGCAGGACUUACAAUGUCAGCUCCAGAGCUUGCAUUGGACGCACCUCUCCACCUCUGUGCCUUGGCAGCAGCUAAGCGAGGAUUGCACUUCCAACAGGAUCCUGUGCGAGUCUCACAACUCUUGGGUCAAUCUCCGCCAUCCGCUUCAUCGACUGCCGGCGAUGUCUUCCAUACCGCGGCAGUCGUGAGCUGUGGUCUCAAGGACGGUGCACGCGGCGCCAAGAAUCCCGAGGGAUGGGUCCUCGCAGUGGCUAGCUGCGCUCCUCGUGCACGCAUGAGCCCGGAAGGCACCGUCUACCUGCUUCGCUUUGCAAGUCUCUUGGCCCCCUUCUUGUCCGAAGCACCCAAGUCACCACUUCCCGCCAGUGCGACUGCGCCCGCGACUCGAACCAUCGGCCGAGCGAGGGGCUUGAGUUCCCCCGCUCUGCCCAAAUUCCGACCACCGAUGCUGAGCGAGCACCGCAGUCGCAGCAUCAGCUUCUCACGCAACAGUCCAGGAAACACCAUCUCGCCUCCUCUACCCCCACCCAGUGGCGCACUCCCAUCGCCCCCGCCCUUUUCACCCAGUGUGGGGUCCGCAGGCUCCUCGAUUCGCUCUGGGCCGAGCCCGGUCACUAGUCUGAGGCGUCUAGCGCCCAUGGCUCCACCGCCGCUCUCGCCUCCUCCGACCGAACCUCUCCCGCCGCUGCCCAAGGGUGGUGGAGUUCACGGGGCAAACGUAGCCGUCAGCUCUCCUCUGCGAACCUACUCCCCUCUCCCUGCUCAACCAAUCAGUCUCCCUACUGCUGCUGCUGCUGCUGGAGGCUCUUCUUCCUCAUCGCCCGCCAGACCUAGCCCGCCAACACGCAGCAUCUCGCAACCUCGCACACAUCAGAGUCGCGCGGCGAUGAACCGGCACAAGGCCCGGUCUUCCUCGGCGCACCUCGAUGGAGAGUCGGUGGAGACGGUGGCGAGCUCUACUUCGCGUACGGAGCUGGCGGCGAUUCAAAUGCAGAAUGAGAGGUAUUGA
Molecule: messenger RNA, 4887 nt
Organism: Microstroma glucosiphilum
Lineage: Eukaryota; Fungi; Basidiomycota; Exobasidiomycetes; Microstromatales; Microstromataceae
Exons: 1
Coding region: 1-4887 (1628 amino acids)
Source: RefSeq, a predicted model, not a curated record